Vigna unguiculata (cowpea) is the source of this 2093-nucleotide messenger RNA. Its product is annotated as UPF0481 protein At3g47200-like. Lineage: Eukaryota; Viridiplantae; Streptophyta; Magnoliopsida; Fabales; Fabaceae. The record is from RefSeq and is a predicted model, not a curated record.
AGUUUACGUGCAACAGAAAGCUUUUUUUUUUUUUUUAUGUAAGUUUAAGCUGUCCAAAUGUACAAAUUUUAAGUUCAAUUAAUAAGUUCAAAACCUUUCCUUUUUGAUUAUGAAACUCCUAACUCAUUUUCUAGCCAUACACAUGGCUGUUAUUGUUCUUACACACAUAGUACCUCCUUGGGUAUCAAAUAUUACAAAUAUUUAAUAAAAUAGGGCUAAUUAGAAAAUUUAACAAUACCAUAGUACAAAGGGUCCUAAACAUAUAUCUAAGGUUUUUCAAUAAAUUUUAAAAAGAGUAUUCAAAAGAUACUGUGUGAAAGAUCCUUAUUUUGUAUGUUCAAAAUAACAACAGACUAACAAUAUAGCUGUCCAGUGUCUUAACAAUGGAGCUUUAAUGGCUGGUGACAGUCUUGUAUACAUUCUUUUCUUCAUAGAGAAGAGUACUCCGCGGGGGACGAGAAUCCAAGAAGAAAUUGGAAGCAAGAAAUGUUCAGCUAUAAAUAACAGUUUCUUUACAAACUGUGUUGGUUAACAUGCAUAAAGUGAAGAUUCCAAUUAGACAUUGAUAUCUUUUAGGCUUAUGAUUUCCACGUGCAUAACAUUACUAUAUGAUCCAGAAAAUCCUACCUAUGUUUCAAGAUCGAGAGAGACGCUGAAGAGGCACCAUGAACAUGGAAGAAACAAAGUGGGUGGUCCAAAUCAAGGAGGAGCUCAAGAGCAAUGGUAUCUCUUCAGAGCAUGAGAAGGAACAAUGGCAGAGACAUUCCAUAUACAAGAUUCCUUCAAGAGUCACUGCAUUGAACAAAAGGGCGUACAGGCCUCAAGCAGUGUCAUUUGGUCCUUAUCAUCAUGGUGAAGAGCAUUUGAAGGACAUGGAAGAUCACAAGCAUCGAGCUCUGCUCCAUUUUCUCAAGAGGUGCAAAAAGCCAAUUGAGCUUAUCUUCCACUGCAUGGACCAAGUGGUUGAAAAGUUGAGAGGCUCGUACAAUCCACUGGAUGAAAUCUGGAUGCAGGACAGCCCAAGGUUCGUGCAGAUGAUGAUUGUUGAUGGGUGUUUCAUGUUGGAGAUCAUGAGAGCCAAUGAUGGUGUUCCUGAUGAUUAUGCAGAAAACGAUCCUGUGUUUGGACAACACGGGAAACUGAAUGUGGUGCCAUAUAUCAAACGUGACAUGCUUAUGCUCGAGAAUCAGCUUCCCUUCACGGUUCUUCGUAUAUUGAUUGAGCUUGAGAAUGACACAAACCAGGGAGAAGAGUUACUGAUGAAGCAAAUGUUGAAGUUCUUCUCCGCAGGGACACCCGAACCAAGAACCCUAGGCAAAUCCAUGCACGUGUUGGACGUCUACAGAAAAAGCCUCAUCUACCAAGGACCCACUCACCGAACGCGCGUCUCCAAACCAAAACGCAGAAGAAGGUUCCACGGCGACGACGAGAUCAUCCGCUCCGCAACAGAGCUCCAGGAUGCCGGAAUCCGCUUCAUGAAAAGCCGCACACACAGCCUCGGCGACAUCUCCUUCGGCGGCGGCGUGCUUCGGCUGCCAACCCUAGUGGUGGACGACACCACCGAGUACAUGUUCCUGAACCUCAUCGCCUUCGAGCGGUUACACGCGGAAGCAGGAAAUGACGUCACCUCGUACAUAUUCUUCAUGGACACCAUCGUCGACAGCGAGAUGGACGUGGCGCUUCUCCACCGAAACGGGAUUCUGGUGAACGCUCUCGGCAGCGACAAGGCGGUUGCGAAACUGUUCAACUCGCUUUCGAGGGACAUUGCUGUGGAUCCGCAUGGAGUGUUAGAUGUGGUGAGGAUGAGCAUGAGUAACUACUGCAAGAAACCAUGGAACAUGUGGCGCGCCAAUCUCAUCCACACCUACUUCAGAAACCCUUGGGCUAUUGUGUCCCUUGUUGCUGCGGUUUUUCUCUUCGCUCUUACCAUUGUUCAGACCGUUUACACCAUUGCUUAGUUUUAUCAACCUUCAACUCCUAACUCCCCCUCCUCUUCCUUCGUCAAACCUUCACCAAAACCAUGGCAUCGUCCCUGAUUCAUUCAGAUCCCUCACAACUUCAACUUUUAUUUAUUCUGUUUCAUUAUUUCUCAU